AUGCACUCCGCAGCGAAGGUUGCUUGUAAAUCUGAAGCGGUAGCCCGACUCAGGUAUUGGAUAUCUGUUCAGUCAGUAGCACUGAUGGAGAAAAAGCGGCAAAUCCCGAACGCCCGGGAUCAAGGCGGAGCGGAGGAUCAAGGGUUUUUAGCAUGUAUAUCGAUCGUUGUGAUGUCUAAACUGGUGAGCAGAAGACUUCAACGAUCUCAUGUAUCCUGUCCUGAAUGGGACACACAUUCAGUUGCGGGGAAUUCCGCGGAUUACUCAUGGUAUUCAACUGCUAUUGGAACAUCCAGCAAUCACCGUGGGGCCCUUGUCGACAAUAGAGUCAAAGUGGUGGUUUCGGUAGAACAGACACUUUAUGACGUCGUCGAGCUGCUGGAACAACGUCUGGGUCUCUGUUUAUCCGAUUGCCAAUUUUACCUGCAAGAUCGAAUAAAAUUACGAGGUGAAUCUCCGUUGGUGGAACAUUGUGUCGAAAUUUCCGGUCUCGUACAACUGCUCCUAGAGAUAAAAACCGCUCAUGGGGGUUAUCCAAUGCGUUUGAAUGUGGUCGACAUUCAGAUUCCAGAGCAUUUGGAUCAAAGCCAGUCUGGGUAUUCGUCUUCCAAGUCCGGUUUACCAGCCCUCACGUACUCGAAUGCAUCCACAGUGAACUCACUCCAGUCAUCAUAUACCAACAAACCCCGAUCAGAGGAGUCGCGUUUGGCCGCGUCCGAGACCACCGGUUCAAAUGUGACUCAUGCUACCCCGGAUCCACCAUGUAUAUCUCCUCUCAUGGUGGCCGUCGCAACCGCUGCUGCCGCAGAUAUCGCGGCCGGUGGGACAGGUCUUCCUGAUACGGACCCCGAUCAAAUAAAGCAAGAAGCUGUUACAAAUCGUUUGGUUUCGGAUGCAGAUCGCACAUCGCCCGGUGAUACAGAUAUCAGUUCCACUCUCUCCUACUCUUCAUCUAUGCAUAAUAUUGGGUCCAUUUUCCCCAUGCUCCCGACGACCUAUGAUUAUGACAGCGUUGCCCGUUGGGUAGCGGACAAUCAUUAUCGGCGAUUGAUGGAAAUGAACGAUAUUCCCCGUGUCCCAUACCAGCCACAGCCUCCACCAGCCUACACAGUUGCGCAACAAUCUCAACGUCUAUACCGUCAGAUGAGCCGGUCUCGCCUGCGAAAUUCCCGCCACGGUGGCGAUUCCGCUACUACCUUGAAUAGAACGUACAGUGGAAGUGGAGUUCUGUUCACUCCGGCCUAUCCUUCGGCUGUCAACGGGAUUGGCACGAGCAAUUUCCAUACCCGAUUUCUAGGCUCCAAGUACAAUUUUUUGGACGGAGGACAUACGUUCUUACCUAUCUCAAAUACGGUUGCAGCACGUCCAGCUGUUGGAACGUGUGGAUCCCUUGGGCCCGGCAUCACCGGUCUGUUGUCGGUGGUCCCUCCGUCUUUGAGACCAGCAGGUCAGUCUAAUCAGUUGGCCCACCUAACACAAGGGACAAACACACUUUCAACGGUCACUGGUGUAGACAACCCAUCAGCGGUGGCCGCAGCUGCAGCAGCCGCUGCUGCCGCGGCAGCUGCUGCGGCCGCUGGUCAAGUUCAACUGUGGCAAUUCUUGCUCGAGCUGUUGACCGACUGGCGGCAUCGAGAAGCGAUACAUUGGAUCAGCGAUGAUGGUGAGUUCAAACUGAGCAAUCCGGAACAGGUCGCCACCAUGUGGGGAUUACGGAAGAAUAAACCAGCGAUGAAUUACGAAAAACUGUCCCGGGCUCUGCGGUACUACUACGAUGGUGAUAUGAUAUCGAAGGUUCAUGGGAAGCGUUUUGUCUAUAAAUUCAUCUGUGACUUGAAAACAUUACUGGGGUUUUCCGCCGGUGAAUUGUAUUUGCUUGUUAAGAACUGUGCCGAGAAGCAUGCUGCCAGAAAUCGGAAACGACGAGCGGUAGGGUCGUUUGCCACAAAUAACGCAAACGCCAAGGCACCAAUGUCCAAUCACGACCCAUCUGUGUUCUCAAAAUCUGAUUGCCCAAAUCCUUUCGGCUCUAAUCCACUCAAUUUAGACGGAUUUAGCAGCCCACCUUCCCUUCGUCAAUCAUUUGGUUUAUACUCUUCAACCAAUACAGAAUCCAGUUAUCCGUUUUCAGGUCUUGAGGUUGGACCAGGCCUAGAGAGUUUGUAUGAUAGUGGUCUUGAUCCACACGUGAAUUUGCAUGUAUGUACCAACGGGACCAAUGACAGUAGCCUGGAUCCCAACCAUCCAUCCGCAUAUCUAGACACACCAACCAGCCCAUGGCGUCUCCGUCGACAAUGGUGGGUACGCAAUCCCAUAUCAUCUUCACCACCGUCGUCUCCGCUUCCUUACAUUUCUCCGUCCGAUCAUCGAAGAAUGUUAUCCGGUGACUCGAUGGAUCGGUCAUCUUCCAUGGUUCGUGUUAAUAGCACUAAUAAGCAUUCAUUAAACCGGAGCACAAGCAAUGGGAGUACUGGUCGUAUCCCUGCCUCUCAUUUCGCUUUGGAUGAGGAUUGGGUUGCAGCGGCAGCUUUGCGGGAUGAGUUAGCUCAAGACAGCUCAUCAAACCACAUUCGUCGAGUUACUCUUAUGACUAGCCCAGGCCAAUCCACGGUUCGUGUACCAUGCAUAUCGACUUCUCCUCUAACUCAAUCAGUCACAUCGACUGCGACUGCGGCCAGUUUCGAUGACGGGGAGAUAGCGACGGCGGCUGCUUCCUUGCUCAGUCAAGCUGGUUCCGGCGGUCCAUCGCUUCUUGCGGCGCCCGGUUUAACGCCCGAGUAUCCUCAUAAAUUGUGCGGUAUUUCCUAUGAUCGAAGCAUGGAUGAGGACGACGAUGCAGAGGAAGAGGUGGAAGACGAAAUGGUGGAUGGAGUCGUUCCCGUAGGUGCGAUAGCUGAGGAAGACGAUUUAGAUCCCACCCGUCCCGUUUUAUCGUUCAACCAUAACUCUACCAUGUUGCGAUCCUCCAGUGUCAAAUCACUUCCAUCUCUGCGACCCAAAGCAAAGCCUUUUCGACGGCAACCUCUAAUCAACACCACUCACCAAGGUUUGGAUAUUGAUGCAUUCCUAGCUCAUUAG
Molecule: messenger RNA, 3078 nt
Organism: Echinostoma caproni
Lineage: Eukaryota; Metazoa; Platyhelminthes; Trematoda; Plagiorchiida; Echinostomatidae
Source: the annotation of a GenBank genome assembly